This is a messenger RNA of Helianthus annuus (common sunflower), 1481 nucleotides long. RefSeq lists its product as uncharacterized. The record is from RefSeq and is a predicted model, not a curated record. The coding region runs from base 49 to 1398 and encodes 449 amino acids. NCBI's taxonomy places the organism in Eukaryota, Viridiplantae, Streptophyta, Magnoliopsida, Asterales, Asteraceae. The transcript is spliced from 5 exons.
GGUUUAUAUUCAACUAACGACACUUAGUUUUCUUCUUCAUCCUUAACCAUGGUUCAAUUACUGUGCCCAGAGGGGAAGCGUACGAUGAAUGCUAACGAACCCAUUCAUAAACGCUUGAAAUCAUCGUCUUUACCGACACCUAACGAGCCUAGCCUUGAUAGCAAUGAAUCAGCUGACCCACAUUCUCAAUACGACCCGCUUAACGAGCCGGGUCUUUUGGGUUUAAACCUGAGGAAGAGUGAAUCAUUAUUGGAGCUAUGUCAAGCCCGUGUUAACCAAGCCCAUAUUGACAGAAUGGAGAAAGAUGUUAAGGCAAGAGUCGGGUUCUCAGGGCCCGUCGAUAACUUAAAGGCGUCUAAUUUCCCCGCUGUACUUUUAAGGAUUGGAGAAUGGGAGUAUGUGUCGAAAUACGAAGGUGAUUUGGUGGCAAAAUGUUACUUUGCGAAGCAUAAGCUCGUAUGGGAAGUUCUCGAUGGCGGGCUAAAGAAUAAAAUCGAGAUUGAAUGGGAAGCUAUCAUUGGCCUGAAGGCACAUUGUCCCGAUAACGGGCCUGGCACCUUGACUAUUGUGCUCGGUAAACAACCGCUAUUCUUCCGAGAGACCAAUCCGCAGCCUCGAAAACACACGGUUUGGCAGGCAACUACCGAUUUUACUAAUGGAGAAGCAAGCAAUUAUAGGCAACAUUAUCUACAAUGUGCACCAGGGGUGCUAAAUAAGCAUUAUCAAAAGUUGAUCAACUGCGAUACGCGACUUAACUUGCUUAGCCAACAGGCAGACGCAUCGUCAGACGCGCAGCCCGCGGCAAAAGAUCCCGUCAAAGAUCCAAAUAUGUCGAACAAUAACGGCUCUAACCAACUAGAAAACGCGGGCACUCAUGGGUAUGUGGAAAGUUGGGGUCUCGUGCGGUCAAAGGCUAUCAGGCUGGUCAACGCACCGUGGCCCCCCCUGCGAACAAUGUCCAUAUCCGAUAUCGUAAACCACACUGCACAUUGUGUUUCCGAGCAAAACCAAAACCAAAACCCUGCUUGGGUCAACGAAGUCAACCACAAUCAGUUGGUCAAGAAUAUUUCCGAGAUUCUGCUUAACAACAACACACAGUUGACCACACCUUCGGAUGAGAAAAGUCCAAUGUCAGGAGUCAACUCACUAUGCAGUCUUCUUCAGGACGGAAACGAGUCGAAUGACUAUUCUGACCCUGACGCGGGUAACCAUAACGGACAAGAAUGGGCUGAUGGAAAUGACCAUUUUACCCCUUCGAGUAAUCUGACACCCGAGAAUGACAAAGGGAUGUCAAGAGACGACUCGUUUACUGAUCUCGUAGAUCAGCUUCCGCAAAUUGAAACGCUCCCGAGACUUUUCUUUGACACCUCGCAGGAUGGCGAUAUCGUCGACUUUUAAGCAUGGGUGAAGGUGUAAAUACGACUCGCGUUUCGGGGAAGUAUAUAUGGAAGUGGAAGUAUGCAUAUGUUUGAUCACUUUGG